Molecule: messenger RNA, 294 nt
Organism: Durusdinium trenchii
Lineage: Eukaryota; Dinophyceae; Suessiales; Symbiodiniaceae
Source: the annotation of a GenBank genome assembly
AUGACUUCCUGUACAAGAGGGGCACAAUGGCAACUGGUUUUGGUUUCCUUGCAGCAGAUGCAAGAGCAGAGGCUGGUUGCAGAUCUCAUCAACUACAAUGCUGUGCUUUGCGCACUCAAAGACGCCUCGCAGUGGCAAUUGUCGCUGCACAUGUUGACAGAGAUGUUGAAAACGAGUGUCAUCCCUGAUGUGAUCAGCUACAGCGUCGCCGGUCAGCACUUAGCCACUGAAAAGAAGGCCAGACUGGUCUGUCACAAAUCAUUGUCAGUCUUCAGAACAGUGAAGACGUCUUAA